AAGGAGGGAGAAGCUUCGCAUCCCAUUUCACAGGGAAUUCAUCCAUAACGGCAAAUCCCUCGGAGGCGGAGGGAGUGGGGGGAAGGGAUGGGUUGGUGCGCCUGCUUCGACGGCGGCAACAAGCAGCGGCGCCGGGAGGAGGACCAGCUGGCCUCCGCCGAAGCCCGCGCCAGGGCCGCCGAGGCCGCCCAGAGAAGGCAAGAAGAAUUUGACAAGUCUGCUGCAGGAAGAGCUGCACGUGCGCAGAUACAGGCGAUGAACAAGCAAUCUCCAGCUACCAAUAAAGGCGAACCAGUUCUUAAGUGGUCGAUGGGCUGAAGCAUGAUUUUGGCAAUCCAGAUCUGGUCUUUUCCUCCAGCUUCUCUUUAUUAUUAUCAUAAUUGUCGUUUUUCUCUUUUUUUUUUUUUUUUUUUUUUUUGGAGGUUGUAAAUUGUAAUUUUGCUAGUGGGUGGAAAUCUGCUAUCUGUAAAUUCUGAAUCUGUUUGGAUGGACCGUUGGUGGGAUUUUGCUUUCUGUAAAUUCUGAAUCUGUUUGGAAGAUGCUGGAUGAAAAAAGGAAUAUCUUUUGCUCCGGCAUCGUAUUUCUGGGCCUGUGGAAUAAAAUAAUCUCAAAGAUCUCUUUUCUGAAAA
Eucalyptus grandis is the source of this 629-nucleotide messenger RNA. RefSeq lists its product as uncharacterized. Bases 88 to 318 code for a protein of 76 amino acids. Lineage: Eukaryota; Viridiplantae; Streptophyta; Magnoliopsida; Myrtales; Myrtaceae. The record is from RefSeq and is a predicted model, not a curated record. The transcript has 3 exons.